Didymodactylos carnosus is the source of this 612-nucleotide messenger RNA. The record is from the annotation of a GenBank genome assembly. NCBI's taxonomy places the organism in Eukaryota, Metazoa, Rotifera, Eurotatoria, Philodinida, Philodinidae.
AUGCACCGUGGUAGAAGAGAACUCGUGCCGUACAAUCACAUUCAAGGAUUUGCUUCGACAAAUGUACCAGCUUAUUCGAAUGGUGACGAUAACUUCUUUUCCAAUGAACGACACUAUGUUCACGGCAUAUUUACAGGAUUUAAAUGGCAAUGUGUUGAAUUUGCUCGUCGAUGGUUGUUGAUGCGCAAAAGUUGUAUAUUUCGAAAUAUCAGAUCUGCUGCUGACAUAUGGAGUGAUCUAAUCAGCAUUGAACGAGUCACCGACGGUCAGCAUUUUCCGUUGAAAGCCUUUCGUAACGGUUCUCCACACAAACCUAAAAGUGAUUCAUUGCUCAUUUAUCCUCGCCAUUCAUCGGAACUACCUUUCGGACACGUCGCUAUCAUAUGUGAAGUUGGAUCGGAGUUUGUUUGUAUUGCCGAGCAAAAUUAUCGUUUUCAUCAUUGGUCAAACAAGAACUAUGCUCGUCAACUUCGUUUGACUUUCAAAAAUGAUCUUUACUAUAUCGAAGAUUAUUAUGAAAUUAGCGGUUGGAUGGAAAUUGGUGGGAGCAAUCAUUUAGAACCGUUCGAUGAAUCCAAAGUUAAUUCCAUUCUUGAACAGUACAAACAAUGA